AUGGAGGGUGCGCUUAUGACGAGCACCAGGGCGAAUGCAUCCUUCGGACCCUCGACAAAGGAAGCUCAGGGAGGCUCAGUCUUGGAUGCACAGCAGAAAGGGCCUCGCAGCGAGUUGAUCCCUUUCUUGGAGACCGGAAUCAGUUCACUCAUCAAUCGCGAUGAGCUGAUGCUGGCCGAUCAGCUGGCAGCAGGCUUUGGUUUUGAAAGUUGGGAUCAGAAGCUGGCAAUGGCUUUGUCGUCGGUUGCUGGCGGCAAGCACCAACAGGCUGUGCAUCGUCUGAAAUCGGAACAGUCACCGCUCGAGCCUAGCGACAAUGCCCUCACAGCCGCAGAGCAAGGCGAUGCAGAGCCACUACUCAACGAAUUGGGAUCGCACUGCUCGGAGAGAAUCGCUCUAUACUGCCGCCGAUGUCGAGUAUUCUACUCAGUGUCUAGAAACAUUGGGAUGGACUAUCAAGAGGUGGAGAAGGUGGAGCCAACCAAGCUGCUCUCUCUUCUUCUUAGCCCGCAGCCGUAUUGUGCGGACUUCGGGCUCUGCAGGAACCUCAUCACAGGCUUUCCCCGGCCGCUAGACGCAGGGGCAGUGGCUGAGGUUCUCGUGGACUCCUUUAUUGAGUCGAUGCUGUCGCAGGGUGUGAUGCGGUGGGCAGAAGAGAAGCUCGAUGAGUUCGUGUCUUUGCUGAGCCCUUCGCAGGAACUGUUGGGCAAUGCGGCGCUCAGAAGAAUUCCAAGCUUCAGGGAGCUGGUGAAAACCGAAGCAUCGAAAGAUGGUUCCAUGCCCGUCACAAGCCAGGUUCCGGAUCCAGAGACAGAGGUAGAGGUUUUGGUUAUGGCCUACCAUUCCUACGUUCAGGCCUGCUGUGAGCGAUCUGUCAGCGAGUUGCUCCGCCUGCUUCAAGCCAGAACAGAGUUCUAUGUGCUUCGGGGACACUUUCAUUUGCUUGUUCGCCUGCUAGUAGCCAUACCAGAAUACCAUGCAAUGGAAUACAUUUUCGGGCAUCUGGUUUGGCAUGGAGAGCUUCAGACUCUGCUCGUCGAGGGUAGGCGACGAGGGCAGGACUCCUCCAAGUGUGGACAGCACUCGGCGCUUGCCGUGGCCCUUAUCAGGUAUUUGCAGGUAAAUUUCCCUUUGGACCUGGAGAUGCUUGUCCAGGUGCACUGCAGCUUUGGCCUGGAAGCAGAGCUAGCAGAACUACUGGAGUCGAAGGCUGGUCAAGUCGCGCAGCGCCUAGGCAGGAAGUGGACCGACAUCUGCUCUGAGGCUGGGGAGGAGCAGCUCCUUCUCUGUCUCUCCAUGUAUUUGGAAUGUGCACGCCUCUUUCUGAAGGGAAAGCGUCACCAGCGGCACCUUGUGGCCAACGAGCUUGCCGCAUUGAUCUGUUUGCAGCUCAAGGCGGUUCAAAUCCAUUUGGCGGCCUCCCUUCACGAGCAGACAGCCGCUGCAGCCUAUCAGGAGAGCUUUGACUGGGCAGCCGUUCCAGCUGAUGGUCCAGAAGCUUUAGCGAAUGCCUUGGUAGAUGCCACAGGACGUCAGAAGGGCUGGGGGGAGCCUGAAGUUGUGGACGGUGCCGAAAACGCGUUCAGCAUGCCUCUUGAGGAGAUUCCUGGAGUGGGUGAGGACAGCAGCAGCUGGCCACUGCAUGCCCACAUCCGAGGUACGGGCGGCAUGGGGUUUCUGAAGCAGGACGCCGCAAGAAGUCCAGAACAGUCGUUGCGAGCGUUACCAUCGCUGUCGCUGGGACCAGCUGGUGAUGUCUUUGUGGUCAUCAACCUUACGCCUUCGGAGGUGGAGGUCUUUGCGGAGUAUCACCAAGACUUCAUAGCCACACACGAAGUUGUCAGUGCCUAUCGCCACUCACAUGGUGAGAGACUCUUCAAGGUCUGGCCCAGGGCUUUAUACAGACAAGUUGUUCUGCUCGGCAACCGCCUGUACCUGCAGCUCUUCUUGCAACAUCUCCCGCUCACCAAGGAGUGGUUGGGUGCCAUUGUCCAGCUGUACUUGGAUGAGCCUUGCCCUGAACAGUUCUCCGCAAGGAUGUUGAGAAUGAAGCAGUUUCUGAGAGAGGGUGUGACCAACUUGGAAACUCGGUAUCAAUUGGCUCGUCAGCUUGGACCUGGCUUUACCGACAUUACGAUCGAAACAGCUUCGCUUGUGUAUAUGGCGUAG
This is a messenger RNA of Symbiodinium pilosum, 2169 nucleotides long. The record is from the annotation of a GenBank genome assembly. NCBI's taxonomy places the organism in Eukaryota, Dinophyceae, Suessiales, Symbiodiniaceae.